Loxodonta africana (African savanna elephant) is the source of this 4229-nucleotide messenger RNA. RefSeq names its product forkhead box C2 (gene FOXC2). The coding region runs from base 99 to 1604 and encodes 501 amino acids. The transcript has a single exon. NCBI's taxonomy places the organism in Eukaryota, Metazoa, Chordata, Mammalia, Proboscidea, Elephantidae. Gene Ontology annotation, molecular function: RNA polymerase II cis-regulatory region sequence-specific DNA binding; DNA-binding transcription factor activity, RNA polymerase II-specific. The record is from RefSeq and is a predicted model, not a curated record. Gene Ontology annotation, biological process: cell differentiation; regulation of transcription by RNA polymerase II; anatomical structure morphogenesis.
CUCUUGCUCUUUCUCUCUCGCUCUCGCAGGCCCUUCCUCGCUAGCUUGCCCGGCCGCGUCCGCGCGCGCAGGCGGUGGCUGGCUGCCCCAGACGCAGCAUGCAGGCGCGCUACUCCGUGUCGGACCCCAACGCGCUGGGAGUGGUGCCCUAUCUGAGCGAGCAGAACUACUACCGCGCGGCCGGCAGCUACGGCGGCAUGGCCAGCCCCAUGGGUGUCUACUCGGGCCACCCGGAGCAGUACGGCGCGGGCAUGGGCCGCUCGUAUGCUCCCUACCACCACCACCAGCCCGCGGCGCCCAAGGACCUGGUGAAGCCUCCCUACAGCUACAUUGCGCUCAUCACCAUGGCCAUCCAGAACGCGCCCGAGAAGAAGAUUACCCUGAACGGCAUCUACCAGUUCAUUAUGGACCGCUUCCCCUUCUACCGGGAGAACAAGCAGGGCUGGCAGAACAGCAUCCGCCACAACCUCUCGCUUAACGAGUGCUUCGUCAAGGUGCCGCGCGACGACAAGAAGCCGGGCAAGGGCAGCUACUGGACGCUGGAUCCGGACUCGUACAACAUGUUCGAGAACGGCAGCUUCCUGCGGCGGCGCCGGCGCUUCAAGAAGAAGGACGUGCCCAGAGAGAAGGAGGAGCGCGCGCACCUCAAGGAGCCGCCCCCGGCUGCAGCCAAGGGCGCCCCGGCCGGGCCCCCCCUAGCGGACGCCCCCAAGGAGACCGAAAAGAAGGUGGUGAUCAAGAGCGAGGCGGCGUCGCCGGCGCUGCCGGUCAUCACCAAGGUGGAGACGCUGAGCCCCGAGAGCGCGCUGCAGGGCAGUCCGCGCAGCGCCGCCUCCACGCCCGCCGGCUCACCCGACGGCUCGUUGCCCGAGCAUCACACCGGGCCGCCGAACGGGCUGCCAGGCUUCAGCGUGGAGAACAUCAUGACCCUGCGAACGUCGCCGCCGGGCGGCGAGUUGAGCCCCGCGGCGGGGCGCGCUGGCCUGGUGGUGCCGCCGCUGGCGCUGCCCUACGCCGCUGCGCCGCCCGCAGCCUACGGGCAGCCGUGCGCGCAGGGCCUGGAGGCCGGGCCGCCCGGCGGCUACCAGUGCAGCGUGCGCGCCAUGAGCCUGUACACCGGCGCCGAGCGGCCUGCGCACAUGUGCGGCCCUCCUGCCCUGGACGAGGCCCUCUCGGACCACCCGAGCGGCCCCACGUCGCCCCUGAGCGCCCUCAACCUCGCCGCCGGCCAGGAGGGCGCGCUCGCCGCCGCGGGCCACCAUCACCAACACCACGGCCACCACCACCCGCCCGCGCCGCCGCCCCCGCCGGCUCCCCAGCCACAGCCGGCGCCGCAGCCCGGGGCUGCCGCAGCCCAGGCGGCCUCCUGGUAUCUCAACCACAGCGGGGAGCUGAACCACCUCUCCAGCCACACAUUCGCCGCCCAGCAGCAAACUUUCCCCAACGUGCGGGAGAUGUUCAGCUCCCACCGGCUGGGCAUUGAGAACUCGACCCUCGGGGACCACCAGGUGAGCAGCAAUGCAAGCUGUCAGCUGCCGUACAGGUCCACGCCGUCGCUCUACCGCCACGCAGCCCCUUACUCCUACGACUGCACGAAAUACUGACUCCCCUGGGCCUCCCCUGCCCCCGGCCCGCUCCAGCUUUGCUUCCCAGACCCGGCCCUCCCAGACAGUUAAGGCUGCAGAGACGCAAAAAGAAACCAAACAUGUCCACCCACCUUUUCUCAGACCCGGGAGCAGAGAGCCCGGCGCGCCAGCCCUCUGAGAAGCUGCAGGUAACUUUAAUUCGCCGCCCCGUUUCUGAGAUUCCAGGAAGUGCCUCUAAAGGGGUGAAUACUGAUUUUUAAAUCCCCCUCCCCCGCCAUAUAAGCAGGAUGGCUGUGAUCGGCUCCUCUCGGGUUUUCAAAAAAUUAAGUUAUGGACCAAAUCCCAUAGCGACCAGUAAUGACUUUCUGUAGAGACUCACAUAGACGUGUGUAUGUGGGCCUCUAUAGAUUAAUGUACGUGCUGUGUGUAAUUUUAAAUUUCUCUAACCGUGCUGUACAAACGUGUGGAUUUGUAAUCAGGCUAUUUGUUGUUGUUGUUCAGAGCCAUUAAUAUAAUAUUUAAAGUUGAGUUCACUGGAUAAUUUUUCAUCUUGCCCAACCAUUUCUAACUGCCAAAUUGAAGUAGGGAAACUUAGGCGGUUUUUUUCACCUUGUACAAUUAUGCGAUAUAAUUCUCUUCUCAGCUGUAGGUCUUUUACAAAACAAGAAAAUAAUUUAUUAUUUUUGUUGUCAGCGGAUAAUGAAGUCAAGUAUCUGAUACUUUUUAUUUACAAAGUGUGAUGGUUUUGUAUAGUAGACUUCACCCUGAGAAUUCCUAAAAGAAAGAAAGAAAAAAAAACUUCAAAAAAUUUAACUUCACCUGUGUUUGUCUUACAUGGUCUUAAUUGUUGUACUUACCUUAAAAUAAAUCCAUGUUGUUUUUCUGCCCAAAAUUCGGACAGUGUGUGUUCUCGCAUUUUUUAAAAAAUGAGGUGUGUUUGCAAACCCACCUGUUUUGAUUAUUUUUGUUACACCGGUGGGCAUAUGUGUAGACUUAUACAGCUCAUCACAGAACAGUGAUAUUGAGUGUGGGAAAAGCUUUUGAUUAAUUAAAAAAUCCCACCCUGGCCAAGAAAAUUCAAGUCACCAGCCAGUUGGAUGGGGGCGACUGAGGACUUUGCGGGGGUCAUUUGCUGUGAUACAUUUUGUUAAAUGCAGAAAAAACAUGCCCGUGGUCAGAACAAACAGUGCCACUCCAUCUGAGUUUCCAGCCGUCCCCAAUUCAGGGGGCAGGAUAAACAUUUCCCCUUUGCUAACUACUACUGAGGGGAAGUCUCACUGUCCCUGUCCCCUGAAAUGCAGGCUUUCUUGCCCACUUCCAUGGGUCUCCAGAAAAGAAUAUGAACUGGGCCAGCAAAGGUUCAAAGAGAAGUCCACAGCAUUUCCCUCUUGUUCGGCGGUGGAACUCAGACCUCUGUACUUCGGGAUUUGAUUUAGAAAUCCUUUCCUGUGUCAUGGUCAAAAAUUUCAAAACCUCACUGCCCUUCAAAAACAACUUUCAAUGCUUAUGCGAUUCUAAAUGCCUCAACGUUUCAAGACUUUCAGGAACAGGGAGACUAUUUUUCUUUUCCAUUGUGAUUUCUUGUCUUUUAAAUUUUUAAAUAGCAACGUAGCCUUGGCAAAAUGUGGCUAGGGGGAUGGCUUUAUUCUGUUUCAUCGGCUGAAUACCGCAACUCCCCCACUGACUUCGGAGUUCGAAUUUGGAGGCCAGAGCUUCACCAGCCCCUACCCCAGCAGGUGAGCUGUAAUUUGCCAAGGUAAAGUUCCUGCGAACUUAACACUUCAGGUGGAAAAGAUUUUCCAAAGGGCAAUUUUGCUCCAUGCGGUGGCAUUGCAGGUAACCUGGGUGUUGGUGUUGUUGGUGUUGUUUUAAACGUGGCAUUUUGUCUUCACGCUCUGCUGAAACAGACUUGGGGGAAAGCUGGAGGCAUACCCCCCUCCCCGAUAUGUGCAAUCCCUGAUUCUUUCAAUGUAUGUUAUCAAAGCAGGCAAGUGGUCAGGACUUAGGGGUCAGGACAGGUUUUAUUCCUUUCCAUAGCUCCCUGGAGAGGGAGUCUGGUGCCCGGCUUUCAGCAGGCCUCCCACACCACACGUUUUUUGGUUGAGUGAGCAGACACGGGAGCUAAAAAGAGAGAGGGGACCUCUCUGAGCUGUGGAGUGAGGUGGUCUCAAGCUGGUCACCGCCUCUGCCACUCGGUUUCAUUUUGCCCCUGCUGUCUUUAAGCUCUUUGCCACCAGAGAAGAGGAGGGUAUUCUGGAUCCUGAGCAAGCUGGCCUCCUCCUGCCCCAGAUGUUCCAAAGAUGCCUUCCUGAAAGCUUUGCCCUCAUCUUAAGAUUUGGGACCCUUGGUUUUCCUGACGAGGCCUGAGACACACGUGGAAAAUAAAGGAGCUAGAGGCGCGGGGUUGGGGUGGUCUGAGACCCGUGUAGCUACUGAAAUCGCGCUGGCUUUUGCAGCUUUAGGAAGGCUCCCUAAAAAAGUCCCUGCUCUGCAUGGGUCGGCCAGCCCAAGUGGGCAGCUGGGGGGGUCCCCCCCUUGGAGGCAGGGCAAGGGGCCUUCCAUUCUCCUGGAACUUGAGCACUUUGGGGGGUUGUAUUUGCGGCUUGAUUCGGGCAUCUGGAGGAGGCGGAUGGUGAGCCAGGA